Molecule: messenger RNA, 934 nt
Organism: Choloepus didactylus (southern two-toed sloth)
Lineage: Eukaryota; Metazoa; Chordata; Mammalia; Pilosa; Megalonychidae
Product: heterogeneous nuclear ribonucleoprotein D-like
Exons: 1
Coding region: 314-781 (155 amino acids)
Biological process (GO): regulation of gene expression
Cellular component (GO): nucleoplasm
Molecular function (GO): poly(A) binding; poly(G) binding
Source: RefSeq, a predicted model, not a curated record
UCAAAUCAACCAAACCAAAGAUCUUUUAAGAGCAGCCACGACUUUUAAAUCUAGCUCCAUACAACGCUUUGCUGCCGCUGCUACCGGGACUCAGUCUGCACGCCAGCACCCUCCUGCCGACAGUUCCGCCACCAUGGAGGACAUGAACAAGUAGAGCAACAUAGAGGAAUUCGCAAAGGGAACCAAGAUUAACACCAGCAAGAGUCAGGAUGACGGUAAAGUGUUCAUUGGAGGCUUGAGCCCAGGUACUUCUGAAGAGCAAAUAAAAGAAUAUUUUGGAGCAUUUGGAGAAAUAGAAAAUAUUGAACUUCCCAUGGAUACAAAAACAAAUGAAAGAAGAGGGUUUUGUUUUAUCACAUAUACAGAUGAAGAGCCAGUAAAUAAAUUAUUAGAAAGCAGAUACCAUCAAAUUGGUUCUGGGAAGUGUGAAAUCAAAGUUGCACAACCCAAAGGGGUAUAUAGGCAGCAACAGCAACAACAGAAAGGAGGAAGAGGAGCUGCAGCUGCUGGAGGAGGUGGUACAAGGGAUCGAGGAGGAGGUCAGGGCCAAAAUUGGAACCAAGGAUUUAAUAACUAUUAUGAUCCAGGAUAUGGAAAUUGCAAUAGUGCCUAUGGUGGUGAUCAGAACUAUAGUGGCUGUGGUGAAUAUGAUUAUCCUGGGUAUAACUAUGGGAACUAUGGAUAUGGACAGGGAUAUACAGACUACAGUGGCCAACAGAGCACAUAUGGCAAGGCGUCUCGAGGGGGUGGCAAUCACCAAAACAAUUACCAGCCAUACUAAAAGAGGACCUUGGAGAGAACAGGAGGAAAUGCUAAAGUAACCCAUCUUGCAGGACGAUGUUGAAGAUUGGUCUUCUGUUGAUCUAAGGUGAUUAUUUUGAAAAAUACUUUCUAGUGUACAAGACACAACUGUCCAACUAUAUAUAGCUGCCAG